CAGUAAAAUGUAUAGAUCCAGCAUCGUAGAUAAUAAUUAGGUGGUUAAUGUGCCGGUUCACUUAAUUGCAGCUGUACAUUUCUUUACAUCACUGCUUCUGUUGAAAAGACACAAAGGCUGAACUGCAUGUCGAAUAACACUUUGUAAACAACUCUCUUUAAGGUAAUAACACACAAGUUUCAACACCAAAUGUCCCAUUAAGAAGUGAUAUUGGUUUCCCGUAGUUUCAUUUCAAUUGAGAGGAAUAUUUUCCCUUCAUUCAAAUGUUGGUGUCUUUUUAAAAUGUUUUUCUUGUCUCUGACAAUGGAACAAUCUCCACUAUUAUAUUUGAAAAGAAAUCCAAUAUCGCCAGCUCGUGAUUUUUGAAUAGCAUCGGAUGCAGUUUGGUCAUGUGAAAAAUGCGUAAAAUCGUAUAGAAUUGACUGGGUAAAUAUGUUUCCUUUAUUUUCCUGUAGCAGGGAGCAAAAUAAAGGCCCAAAAAAAAAAUCAAUACAUGUUGUCGAAAACCUGUCCCUGUGUUGAAAUGUGAAAUAUCUUUGUCACACACACACCGCUGUCUUGUUAUUGUGUACAGCGACUGCCAGUCUGGCCUCUCGUGCACAGAUAUGACCAAUCGGAACUCGUCAAUAAUCCAGAUCCACCAAUCGGCACGAGUGGUUGAACUCGGCAUAGGUGUUGUAAGAAAGCAGGUUGCCAGAUCGCCAUGUGAUAUGUCACUCAACUGACCGAAGACUGUGACAUAUGACUGGUGGUCUGUAUAGUGUGCAUGCAUGUUUAUACAGACUGGGUAUGAGAUACGGCCGGUAUUGCAUGGAGUACUCGGGUGCGCUCUUAUUGACAUUGAGGGCAUACUGACAUAAUAAGGGGUAUACCGUUGACAUCUGUUGAUUGCCCUUUGCGUGUUGGUGUGUUGGUGUGUUGGUGUAUGUGUGUGCAGAUGACCAUUGUUAUCCAACGACGAGGACGAGAUAUGAGUUGAUUCUGUUAUUAAUAGUUGUUUCUUCCCAUCUGUUGUCGACAAUGGAAAGUGUUAAUUUGAAGGACACAAAGACUUACAUUAUGUCAGCGGUGGAAAGUUUGCCUGCUCCACUGACUUUCAAACACAAGUUCACGGAUGCGUUUGAUUCUCAAAACACGAUCGCACUCACAGCCAUCCAGUCUCUGGACUGCCUCAACGACCAGAUUGUGCAGUAUGUGUUUGCCCAGAACAACAUUGACAUCAACCUCGAGAAGGACCUGUCGCCCAAGGAACAGGACACGCUGCGCUCAUCGAUGGUUCUGAUCCGCCGUCUGCUCCUCGACGCACAGGCCAAAUUUCGCAAGAUGGUGGACGAGAACAAGCAGCUGGCCCUCAAGAUUGACGGGUCCAUCCAGGCAGCCAAUCAGGAGGUGAACGUGCUGAGGGCGGAGCUUGCCGACACAAACAAGAGGCUGUCGCAGAUCAGUCUGGACAAAGUGGACAAAUCUUUGCAGCCUGAAAAUGAAGGUACGAAUCGACAGAAAUCUGAUGAAGAGAAUGAAAUCGUAAAACUGAAAGAAGAAAAUUCCCGACUGGAGUCUCAAGUAAAGAGUUUGAUGGGGGAAGUUAAAGAAUUGAAGCUGUCGAAAGCGGCCGUUAACAACCAGCCUGGUUACGGCGAACUCAAACUGGAAUUGAUUCAGACGCGGCAAGAGUUGAACAGAGCCAAAGAAGCACUGCAGGCCAUGAAGUCUGAUCGAAAGAGGCUAAAGGGAGAGAAACUCGACCUGUUGAAUCAGAUGAAGCAGUUGUACACAACUCUGGAGGAAAAGGAAGCAGAGUUACGGGACUUUAUCAGAAACUACGAAAUCCGAAUGCAUGAGAGUAAUGAGAGCCUCAAACAGUUGGCGAUGGAGAAGGAAGAGUCGGAGCGUGAGAAAUGGGAGAUAAUCAAGAAAGCUCGGGAAGCGGCAGAACGAGCUGUGAUACUGCGGUCGCAACUCGACGCCAAGGAUCAAACCAUCAAAAAGCUGGAGGCAGAGCUAACUGAACUGAAAGACAAAACUCCGAAUGGUCCCAACAAGUCUGUGUGUCUGUCUGACAUCGACAUGAACAACAGCAAUGAUGUCACAGCAGCCAGCGAGGACCUCCCACCGUACGAGAUCACCCCACCCAACGAAGAGGUGUCCAAAGAUUCCGUCUCCACAUGUAGCUAUAAUGUUCAAACUAGUACUCCGAACAAUGAUCGUCAGGAUGCCUUCACUCCGCUGAUGAGAAUCUUCAACACGAGUCAGGAACUUUCUGACAGUUCCGACAGCAAGAAGAAAAAGAAAAGACGACCGUUUGGAUCUCUUCCACGUAUGUUCAGCAAAGGCAGACUGCGUCGCUCGAUCGCUCUUCCAAGCUCAGAAGGAAUUGAUGAACCAAAUCAUCAGAAGUUGUCUCUCCUGAGCCCCGAGAACUAUCAGGAGAAGAUGGGCAUCAUCAACAGUCUGAAGGGCGUUCAUAUGGGAUCCUGGAAGGCCAACCAGGUGCUAGCAUGGCUCGAAAUUUCACUCAGCAUGUCCGCGUACGGGAAAAUGUGUGCCGAGAACAUUAAAAGUGGAAAGGUGCUACUGGGUCUAAGUGACUCUGAUCUCAGUGCUGCUCUAGGAAUCUCAAACACGAUUCACAGACGCAAGCUGAGACUGGCAAUCGAGGAGCAACGAGAUCCCACAGAAAUUAAGUAUCCCAAGGCUGGAUGUAUUGAUCACACGUGGGUCGCUCACCGCUGGCUUCCAGAUCUGGGCUUAGCUCAGUACACUUCAGUAUUUGAAAACCAGCUUGCCGACGGGCGAAUCCUCAACAUGAUGUCCAAGAAGGAUCUGGAGAAAUAUUUCGACGUCCAUCGCAAGUUCCAUCAAUCCAGUAUUCUACAUGCCAUUGAACUACUUAGGCGGCUCAAUUUUGAUAAAGAGGUGCUAUCAGAAAGGCGGUCACAUUGUGAGGAGAGCGACAGUGAUCCAUUAGUUUGGACCAAUCAGAGAAUCAUAAAGUGGGUCCAGUCCAUAGAGCUGGGUGAAUAUUCUCAGAAUUUAAAAGAAAGUGGUGUACACGGUGCUUUAAUGGUUCUCGAGGCGUCAUUCACAGCCGACACCCUAGCAACGGCGCUUGGCAUACCGCCUUCCAAGUCGUAUCUGCGUCGCCACAUAUCAACAGAGUUGGAUGCUCUUGUGAAACCAGCUAGGUUUCAUCAGGCAGGCCUGAAGCUGCUCAGAGCUGCUCUGGAUGCACCUAACAACAACACGAAACAGAAAGUGGACCCCAGUGGAAACCGGUCGUUCUCGCGUUCCGUCAAGAGUUGGAGUGAGGACAGUGGCAGUAAAGGAAGAUUAAGCUUUAGGGGUUCACUGGGUAGAGCUUUCGGACGCAAGAUCAAAGAUGACUUGAGGCUUGCUUUUGAGACUGAUUCGGUUCAAGCCAGGAGGAAAAUAUCAUCUCCCAUUCCUAUACAGCAGAAUUCAUUGGACUCUAUAUCAGAACCCGAUUCUACGCCUGUUUGACAAAUCUGAAUCAGAACCGGAUUCUACACAUGUUUGACAAAUGUGUAUCAGAACCCGAUUCUACGCCUGUUUGACAAAUGUGUAUCAGAACCAGAUUCUAAGCCUGUUUGACAAAUCUGAAUCAGAACUGGAUUCUGUGACUAACAAAUCUGUAUUAAAACCUGAUUCUACAUCUCUUUGACAAAUUUACAUCAGAAUCUGAUUCUACAUCUCUUUGACAAAUUUACAUCAGAAUCUGAUUCUACACUUGUUUGACAAAUCUACAUCAGAACCUGAUUCUACAACUGUUAGACAAGUCUUCUAUUCUGAUAUACAGAAUUUGAUUCUACACCUUUUACCUGUGAAACAAAUCUAUAUCAGAACUGAUUCUAUACCCAUUUGACAAAUCUGUAUUAAAACCUGAUUCAGUACCUGUUUGACAAAUCAGAAUCAGAACGUUAUUCUAGACCUGCUUGACAAUUUUAUAUCAGAACCUGAUUCUAAUAGAAUUUCUAUAGCUGUUGACAAGUCUGUAUUAGAACCAGGAUUCACAUGAUUUGUUUAACAUAUCAUAUUCUACACCUAGAUCAGAAAACAUUUCUACACAUGUGACAAAUCUGUAUUAGAACUUAUAUGCCAUUUUUCUAUCACAGCUUAAUUCCUCUCCUUCAAUUAUGACUGAAUGGUGAAAAGGGUUUCGAUU
Molecule: messenger RNA, 4183 nt
Organism: Gigantopelta aegis
Lineage: Eukaryota; Metazoa; Mollusca; Gastropoda; Neomphalida; Peltospiridae
Product: kazrin-like
Exons: 15
Coding region: 1021-3501 (826 amino acids)
Molecular function (GO): protein binding
Source: RefSeq, a predicted model, not a curated record